UUGCAGCUCUAAUUAUUUUAUCUUUACUUCUAAAUGGUCCAGUUGUUGCCACCUUGCUCUCCACAGUCGUUUCCUUCCGCUCUACCUGGAUCCAGUGUUUCUUUGCUAGCUCAUCCAGAUGUACUGUACAUUGUUAACAGCAGUUCUCAUAAAAUUAGGCAGCGUCAUCAACAUACUGGUCACAACAGGAGCCUGAACCAAACAUCAUCGUUUAAAACAAAUGAAGUGUAGUGGCCAUCUUUGACCUGGCUCAGCUGCUUCCACCAGGAGUUACUUUAAAACCCACCCAGCCUGAUGCGAUAGCCACAUGUGGGCUCAUCUCUGGUUGUCUGGCACCAGAAUGCAGCUGAGACUGGGCCACAGUGGGCCCGAGUCAGCUGGAGACUGGUGAUGCAUGCUGGUACAUGUAGGCUUGGCUAAGUGGAAGGACACUAAUAUUUAUCAGUACACAUGUAUGAAUGUAGUUCUAAUGGACUACAGAGACCAUCAGCAGAGAGUGGACUUCCUCUCCAACUGCUGGCGAGAUUUUCCUUUAAAAAUCUGGAGGAGGACGUGUUGGUGCCCAGUGGUGAAACGAAGGAGAGAGAGCGUAGGCCGCCGUCUCUGGCUCUGUUAAAGGAACAGUUUAGCUUUUUCUCUCAGGAUGUCUGGGGGUGAACCAGCAGGAAGCCAGCUGGUGUCGGUGGACUUUGAAAUCUUUGGUUACGUUCAGGGAGUUUGUUUCCGGAUGUACACAGAGAGGGAGGGUCUGCGUCUCGGCCUGGUCGGCUGGGUGAAGAACACCUAUGGUGGGACGGUGGUAGGACAGGUCCAGGGUCCUGCAGACAUGGUGGAGGAGAUGAAGGUGUGGUUGAGUAAAGAAGGAAGUCCGGGCAGUCGGAUCACAAGAGCCUCCUUCAAAAACCAGAGAAGCAUCGACAAGCUGGAGCUGUCCGGCUUCAAGACUCGCUUCUGACCAACUAAUCAAACGCACCCUGAAGAGCUGCUUCUGCUGUGCACACCUGUUUGAUAGCUGUAAUGUUUCAUGUACCAGCUCCUCAGAUCUGUUAAAUGGCACAUUGGAGCAGGAGACGUCGUCUCAGGAUUGAGUUUGGUCGCUGGGAGCUGAGUGUGUUUCUGUCAGAUAAAUAAAUAUAUGGUCAUGUUUUAAGUUUAUGUCUAAGAAACAUGUUCUACUGAAGCAGGUGAAACACUACAUGUAUAAAUUAUAGGCAGUCAGUAUGUUGUACUUUGUACUGUAGAUAAAUGUCCUGGUUAAGACUGGUGCCCUCUGUGCGCUCCUUAAAAGAAUGCUCGGCAUGCUGGGAAAUAUCCUUAUUAACCUUGUUGCUGAGAGUUCAAUGAGGCAGAAAGCAGCCGCCUACAGUAGCGUGGCAUUAUCUAGCUACGCUGCUAUAUUUUCGAGAGACUUCUCGGCUCGCUGCGUGGACUCACAGCUGAUCAGAUUAGGAUUUUACAUUAAACCAGAAGCUUAAAAUUAAACCAGUGGCUCCCAACAUUUUGUUUUCUGACCUCAGAACUACGAGCUCAGUGUGGAGUCUGAGCUGCGAGCAGUUCCACCAAGCAGACUGUUAGGUUUGAAUGACCCCGUGACCUUUUCUUUCACACCCUCAGACUGACUCCAAGAACAGCUGUUGUAUGUCCAUGUAUCACUUCAGGUUUCUAUCAGAGCUGCAGGUUUAAUCUGCACUGCACCUUGAAUUUCACCACUUAUUACGCUUGACAAACCGUGAAUAUAAUGACCAAUUCAGGCCAGGAAACAUGAAAUGAGCAGCUGGAGAUGGCUGCCACAUUCGCCCUUCAUCGCUCCCUCUGCUCCUUCCCAGUUACAACAGCCUCGAGUUGUUGGUCAGGUUGCUGGUUUGAAUCCCCGGCCUGUGUGCCUGGAACAAACAUACCCACAAUCAUGUUGUUACAUAACGACAAGUCACAUGACCUGACCACCUGCUCCCUGGUCCAAUUAAAUCACAGCCAUAUCCCCUGAUCGGCUGCCAUGGCAACAGGCUCAACAACAAAACCCUGAGACGGCAGGAACAACAGAGCUCUCACUCA
Molecule: messenger RNA, 2052 nt
Organism: Monopterus albus (swamp eel)
Lineage: Eukaryota; Metazoa; Chordata; Actinopteri; Synbranchiformes; Synbranchidae
Product: acylphosphatase-2-like
Exons: 4
Coding region: 644-955 (103 amino acids)
Molecular function (GO): acylphosphatase activity
Source: RefSeq, a predicted model, not a curated record